AUGGAGUCGGGCACGGGGGAUGGGAGUGUGCCGAUGGCAUCAGCACGUUGGUGGAUGUGCCCUCUCCGUCGACACCAUUCCCAGCCAGAACUUGUUGUCAGAACGCCCUCUGCUCGAAGCCAUCACAAUUCCAACGAGCCACAGUGCCAUCCCCCGUCCGCCAACAAUGCAACGAUAAAAGGAAAGCAAACAACUGCACAACACAAGGGGACGCCGCAGGGGCCAACGCACGCACACAGACCACGGUCUCCAGGUCUCUCUGCUUUGGUGCAGCUGACGAGCGGCCCCUCCAUCCCUAUCUACGGACCUAACGCUCACAUUCGACACAGUGGCACUUAA
Molecule: messenger RNA, 339 nt
Organism: Ostreobium quekettii
Lineage: Eukaryota; Viridiplantae; Chlorophyta; Ulvophyceae; Bryopsidales; Ostreobiaceae
Source: the annotation of a GenBank genome assembly